UUCACAGGAGGUGAAACUUCACAGUUUAAAAACUACUUUUUCUGGAGCAGAGCUCUCUUGCUCAGGUAGCAACUUUCCCUUUGCCAUUCUCAAAGCAGACUCCUGUUUUAUUUGCUCCUUGUCCCCACAGAUGCACUGUCAGUCACUCACUGGCCACCUCUGCACUUCAUUUGCUGUCCCUGCAUCCCUACAUUUCUCUAACCGUCUCGCCCAGAUUAACAGCCUUUACUGUUGGUAUCCUGUAUCCCAAAAUUUUGCAUGUCAAAUCCAGCAAAUUCUUUUCAGCUACCCUUGUCUAGUUAUCAGUCCUGCUGUACUGAAGGAUUUCUGAGAAACUUUACUAUAUAAUUUCUCUUGUACCUCCAUGUCUUCUCUUUCCCCUUAUUCUCUCCACCCUCUGUGUAAAAGAUCCAUCCCAUGAGGUGUGUCAUCAAGUUAUCUUCACUGCCCAAGUCUUUGUAGCUCUGCCCUGUAGACACCUUGCCCUGUUUGGGAGGCCUGGAGAUCUCUAGGGGAGAGGUGACCCUGCUCUUGGUGCUGAUGACGGCGGUGAGCACUCUGCCCCUUCCCUGCCUUGGGGAGCCCUGGGGCUGUGGGGAAGGCAGGAAGCAGCCCAGCCCGGCUGGACACAGCAUGGAGCAUUCGUGUUCCAGCUGAGCUGGAGCCAUGGCACGGUUCACCUCUGUGCUCCCUGAAGCUCAGCUCCGUGUGUGUGUGCAAGGGGAAACAGUCUGGAGGCUGAACAGGACCAUGUUUUGAGGGAUGCACGGAUGUAAAGGACAGAUGGCAUUACAUGGGGCUCUGUUUCCUCCUGCUGCUGCCUACACCCCUGCCCAUGCAACAUGUCCUUCAGUUUAACAAGUGUUGGUAUGCCUUCCAGCCAGUGUCAUCUGUCACAUCUGUGCUGCUGACUCAAGGCUUCAUAGUUUCUCCAGUACCUGACACUACAAAUACCAGAGCUCUUGAUCACACUUUCUGAUGCUUUUAUGUUUUUCACUCUUUUUUUUUUUUUUUUUUAAAUUCUUGCUCCUCUCCCUGAAAUGGCAUCUUCUCAUCGGUCUCACUUUAAAGCUUUGCUGGUAUAUUUCUUUGCUAUGCCAAGUCCCAAACUUGUUGUACUUUUCUGCCUCCUCUCUCAGCUGAUUCAAUCUCAUUUCCUCAUUGCUAAUCACAGCCUUCUCCAGCUUUGGUUAUGCUGCCCCCCUGCUCCAGACCUUAGUCAUGCUCAGUGUGUUUAUAAAUCUUAAUGCAGCCUCAAAUAUAAUGCUGUGCUGUAGCGGAGUUUCAUUGGCAUGCUCAGUCUUUGCUCGGUGAAAUACACAAGGAAUUUUGAACUGUGUUGCUGUUCUAAAACUUUUGUUUAGUAGAGUGAGCUUGUGUGUAUCUAACAACUGCUACAGAAUUGUCUUAACUUUGCAGUGUAUUUUACAGUAAUUUGUGGGAGCCAUAAAAAGAGUGAAAAGAGUGUGUGGGAGGGAGAUUUGACACAAACAUUGCAGGUAAAGGAGGUGUUGGCGUAUUUCCUCAUUUUUCUUUUUUGUUCCUGUCCCCCACCCCCACUCCCCCCUUCUUUUUUUUUUUUUUCUUUUUUUUUUUUUUUUUCCUUUGAGGAAAUGCUCCUCUAGCACUCCUGGAUAAGGCUUGCUGAUAGAUAGCCUUGCAGUGUAUUAUCACAGUUUGCCUGUUGUUUUUAUAAAUGAGGCCCUUAAGUCUCUUAGGAAUUUUCCUAGGGAGUAAUAUCCUUCAGCGUAAGGACAGCCAGUUGCACAUGUGUGCAGUUACAAAUGUAAUGCCUACUGUUUUUUUUUCCUUUUCUUUUUUAAAAAAGAAAAACAGAUCCCAAAGCAGAACGCUUUAUACUCAAAUGCCUAUCCGACAGUGUAUGACCAUUUCGAGUUUUGAAACAAUAGCAACCAACUUACCCCAUUACGUAUGUCCCAGAAAAAAAGCCUACAACAGCAUAUGUAGUAUGUGGAAGUAAUUUGGAAGGCAUCUUGCAGUUUUGAAGGGAACACGGUGAAAAGAAGAGUUGGGGGAAAGGAAUUUGAAUGUGGUCACAAAGAAACUCAUUAGCAAUAUUAAAAUAGAGAUUGUAAUGAGUGGGGUGACCAGUAACAUCUUUAUUUUUUCUGAUUUCUCUUAGCACAUAAAAAAGCUGCAGCCCAUGUGAAGAGGGGAAUUAUUAGCUAAAAGAUAGCCAUCAGAUUUCAGAAGAUAAACAAAAGGUGGAUCUGAACCUUGAAAUUGUCAGCUCAGCUCAGCUCAGCAAGAGGUUGCAAAGGCAGAGUGGUGAAAGGAAGGUUUCCUGGAGAACUCCCAGAAGAUUGAAAUGGAUUAUACAGUUCUGGAAGGGGACAAGAAACAGGCAAUGCAAAGACCAGUAAAAAUGGGAAGUACUGGAUUCUGGUUUCCUCCAAGAAGAGUCAGCGGAACUGGUUAAGACCAAAAUCUGAGGACUUUAGUGGGCAAACAUCAGUCCCCUUUUGCUUUCUUUUACGACCACAUGAAACUUGAGAAGCCAUCUAAAGCUAAAUCAUUUAGUGGAGUUGGGCAAUUCCCAAGUGUCCAACAAGAAGGCCUGGUUUAGGCUGCGAUGGCCACUGUCAUUCCUGGUGAUUUGUCAGAAGUAAGAGAUACCCAGAAAGUCCCUUCAGGGAAACGUAAGCGUGGUGAAACCAAACCAAGAAAAAACUUUCCUUGCCAACUGUGUGACAAGGCCUUUAACAGUGUUGAGAAAUUAAAGGUUCACUCAUACUCUCACACAGGAGAGAGGCCCUACAAGUGCACACAACAAGACUGCACCAAGGCCUUUGUUUCUAAGUACAAAUUACUAAGGCAUAUGGCUACUCAUUCUCCUGAGAAAACCCACAAGUGUAAUUAUUGUGAGAAAAUGUUUCACCGAAAAGAUCACCUAAAGAAUCACCUACAUACACACAAUCCCAACAAAGAGGCCUUUAAGUGUGAAGAAUGUGGAAAGAACUACAAUACCAAGCUUGGGUUCAAACGUCACCUGGCUUUGCAUGCUGCAACAAGCGGUGACCUCACCUGUAAGGUAUGUUUGCAGACUUUUGAAAGCACAGGAGUGCUGUUGGAGCACCUAAAAACUCACGCAGGCAAGUCAUCGGGUGGAGUGAAGGAGAAAAAACACCAGUGUGAACACUGUGAUCGUCGGUUCUACACCCGAAAGGAUGUCCGUAGACACAUGGUAGUGCACACUGGAAGAAAGGACUUCCUCUGUCAGUACUGUGCACAGAGAUUUGGGCGGAAGGAUCACCUCACGCGUCACAUGAAGAAAAGUCACAACCAAGAACUUUUGAAGGUCAAAACAGAGCCAAUGGACCUUCUAGAUCCCUUUACCUGCAAUGUUUCUGUGCCUAUUAAAGAUGAGCUGCUUCCAGUGAUGUCUUUACCUUCCAGUGAACUGACAUCAAAGCCAUUUACAAACACUUUGCAAUUAAAUCUCUACAACACUCAGAUUCAGUCCAUGCAGAGUUCUGCAUCUGCACACCAAAUGGUUGCCACAUCAUUACCAUUGGGAAUGCCUUGUCCAAUAGAUAUGGAGUCUGUCCACCCUCCUCACCAGCUAUCGUUGAAAUAUCCACUCGGUACUACCUCAUACGCAAUUUCUAUGCCUGAAAAAGAACAGCCAUUGAAAGGGGAAAUCGAAAGUUACUUAAUGGAGUUGCAAAGUGGUAUGCCUUCUUCAUCCCAGGAUUCUCAAGCAUCUUCAUCAAAACUAGGGCUGGAUCCACAAGUAGGGCCACUAGAUGAUGGGUCUGGGGAGGUUUCCCUUUCCAAGGGCUCUGUUCCUAUUAGUGAACCUCUAAACACCCCAUCAUUGGACUUUUCUCAGCUGUUCAACUUCAUACCUGUAAACGGCCCUCCCUAUAAUCCUUCCGUUUCAGUGGGGAACCUCGGAAUGAGUUAUACACAAGAGGAGGCACAUUCUUCUAUGACUCAACUUCCACCACAAACCCAGGAUCCACAGGAUCCUAGCAAUAGUAUAGGUCUUGGGUCUCUGCACUCGUUGUCAGCAGCUUUCACAAGCAGUCUAAGCACAACCACCACCCUACCACGAUUUCAUCAAGCUUUCCAAUAGGAUGUACAAAGCUGGCUUGUUACUGUCUAUUUGUAGAAAUGCCUUAGGUGACCUUUUUUAACUUAGUGCCUACUAUAAGACAUUAUAAAUUCUCUGCUUUUGUACAGUACCAAUCUCAUGAAGCCAGUAAGAAAUUUAAAUUAACUUUUUAAAAAUGUUUUGGAAGUGUUUAUUCUCAGCUGUGUUUACUUUGUUGUUUUUUUUUUAAGCAGUCUCAUUGUAUUGUUUUCAUUUUCACUGCCAAUUGACACAUUGAAAAUGCUCAGUAGAAAGUCAUCCCAAGCAAACUCUCAGCGCUCAUCCCUUUGUCACAACUUUUUCAACCAUACCAGCUAUUCCAUUUUAUUGAUGUCAGUGGUAGAGCUACCACCACUUUUAAUAUAUAUUUUACUAUUUGCAAAGAAUCCAGAUAAAAGUAUGUAUCACAAAGAUUCCUGAAGAUUUGGGAAAAAAAUAUGUAUUUCCAGUCCAUUUCCAAACAAAUCCUCUUCCCAUAUGGUGUCAUGUCUGAUCUGCUCUAUAAUGACAAAUCUAAAUUUUUUAAAUAAAUAGAGAAUUCAGAUUUUUCUGAAAACUUGUGUGUGUAUAUAUAGAACUCCAUAUAUACACAUAUACAUAUAUAUAGCAUUUGACUUGCAUUGAAGUCAUUAUAAAAGGUGUUGAGAAUUUUUGCCAUUUUCUGGCUUAAAUUUUUUUGGCCUGUUACAGAUAACAGAUGAAAAACAGAAUUAGUUUAAUUCUCUAAAAUCAUGGCUGAACAGAAUUUCAACAGAGAAUCUCUUCUUGCCUGGAUGACAAAUGUUUCAAGUUGAAUUUGGAACUCUGUUGUUGUGCUUUCAUGACUCUGGUAUAGGGAAACAGGCAAAAUUAAUGGCUGAUCUUGAAAUAUAAAAGUGUUGUAAUGUAGUAAUGCAGAAUAUUUUGUCGCAGUUUUUGUUUUAAUUCUUGCUGUUUUUUUUCUCUUUAGUAGUAUAGAAAGAGUACUUCAUAGGAAUCUUCCAGUAGUGUAUUCGCAUUUGUAGGCAUCAGUCUUCUCCCAGCUGCCACCGCCAAAGGGUGGUUCAAGUCCAGCCAGAAAGUGUGUAUCUAUUUUCAGUCCAAAACUAGUGUGCAGUCAGAGAGUGAAUGUAAAUUUGCAAAUACCGGGUUUUGUUUUUGUUUUGCCUUUUUUUUUUUUUCCUGUUGAAAUUAUCUUUUCAGUUGUGUUACAUGGUGUGUUAUGUCCUCCUAAGCAACAAGUUAGAUGUUAAUCACACUUUCUACACCUGGGUACUUGGUUAGGGACUUUUUGCCCAUUGCCAAGAUUUAAAGACAGGACUCUUAGGAGUGAAGUAAAAGCAUAUUGCUUACACCACUUUUACCUAAUGCAAUAUAUUCUAUUCCCCAACCCCUAAUAACCAAAAGAUAAAAAAAAAAAAAAAACAAGCAACCCUGUGAUGCAUGAAAGCAAACUAGAUUUGCUGUACUUCAACAGUAACGUUCUUUUCCUUGUCAUUUUUGUACAAGGAAUUAAAAAAUAGAGAUCAACUACAUUAGUAUCUCUCAAACAAUAAUGAGAAUUCGUACAAGGUUUUAAGUGGUUAAACUAAAUAUACUUCACAGAAACAAAAGUUGCUCCCAUUUAAGGAGCUCAUGCUCCGGAUGUUUUAUCAGUAGCUCCUACUUUUUUUUUUUGUAAUUCUAGGAGCAAUAUGCAGGUGUAGUUUUACUAUUUUAUACGUAUGUGUAUUUAAAUUUUAUUACUAAAAGAUAACAUUUUUAUAAAUGUGUUUGUGUUCCAAAGGCAUUAAAAUAAGGAUGUAUUAAUAAGGAAAAUACCUUUUGAAAUUCUGCAAACUACUCCUAGAUUUUGGUUUUAGGAGCACGUUAUCUCAAAGUGGGCUUUUAGCUCUGCUUCAUGACUGCUUCCUCUGGUUUCUGUGAAACAGAUUGCUCGCUUACAUCUUUAGUUGAAUGAUUUGUUCAAUAUUGCUUCUUUUCUCUUUCACCUUUCUAAACGAAAGAAAAACACAGAUGAACAGAGCACAAGGUGAAUGCAACUGAAUGUAACUCUGGUUUAAAUUGGCAACCAGAACGCAGCUAGGAGGAACUCGGGUUUUUUCUCAAUCCUUUAAAUCAGUCUGAGAUGAAGAUAAAUGAACUUAAUUCCUCCAGUGGUUUGGAAAGUUGGGAGUGUUCAGCAUCCUGCAGCCAGCCCAGCGGUGUGGCUGUGCAGCCUCAGGCACACAAAUUCCCAAUCCAUUGCGGCUGUUUAUCAGGCUCAGUUGCCGAUUAGACUUCAUUUACAGAAACAAACCCCAAACAGACACGUUGCCAACACCUAUUUCUCAGCACGUAGCCAGAAUCCUUACUACUUUGUUUUGUGCCUUAGCUUCCUGUAAAGGGAUUGACAUUUCACUUUGGAGUUAGAUGUACAUUUCACUUAAGAAACAGGGACCUCAGACAAGGUAUUGAACCUCAUUCAGUCAGGGUUUCAGUGGGUACAUGCACCAAGCAUGUUUGCCACUGGACUAGGAUGUAUGGUAACGUGGAAGCAGACUGACACUGUAAGCAAUACUACCACCACCAGAGUGCUUUUGAGUAUCACUUAGGCGGAGUCACUAUUGGCCACUACUAAACCAUCACUUUUCAAACCCUGUCUUCUCCAUUUCAGAUGGAUUCUUGGUGGGAGGGGGGAGGGCUGGCUGAUCAUGCACCACUCUUUGUGUAACUUCUAGACUUCUAGUAAGGUUCUUUUGUUCUCUUGUUUUGGUUUUGUUUCCUUUUUUUUUUUUUUUUUAAUAUAUAUAUUUUUGUGUACUUGUUGCUUGUGCUUUAUUUAGUAGUAAAUUGUGGAAUAGAGUGAUUUAUUGUUAAUUUGGCAGUAGCGGUUUUUAAAAACCAUAUACUGACUGAAACAUGAGCCAGAGCUGAUUGCUUUAUUAAGCUAAUAAUGAAUGUUAAGAGUACAUAUUUUCAGGAUCAUUUGCCUAGUGAGCUAAACUUGUAUUAUAGGCCAAUAUUUUUUAAAAUAAAAGCUUGGUCAACCUCUAUGUUACACAUAUUACAAGAUAUAGCACUUUCAAAAAGAAAACCUAAACCUUUUAAGAAAAUUUCUUACAGGUUAUGCUUUUUAUUAUAAAACCUUUUAUUAUAAUUUGUUUCAAGUGCCAUUAGAUUACAUAUAUGUAGGCCUUUGGUAUAAUGCUUUGUGUACAAAAUGGUAGACAUUGUAAUUUUAAACAGGUACAUUUUUACAGUGUUUUCUUAUCAAUUUGCUAUAUUGCACAGAACCAGUGUGUCUUUCUUAAGGGUUUUACAAUGGUUUUUACUAGGUUUACAUGUUUCAAACUACACUGUCUUCUACUGCCAUUUUGAAUAUCAGUCAAACGAAAGGAGUUUGUCCUCACCAAAUGCAAACUGUGUCCUCUGGAGUUCUGUAUGGUAAACUAUGGCAAAAAUGUUUUAACACGCAGUAUUUGAUACAGAUCUUUUUAUCAUAUCCUGUCAUCGCUAUGCUGCUGUCUGAAGUUGACUUAGGGCCUUAUCCUGCAUCCGUAAAGGUCAGGGGGAGCAGGAUUGCAUCCUUCGUUAUGUCUGUCUCAUACACUGGUUUAGCAGCUCAUCCUGUAUUCUUCUCAGUCUGUAGGUAAGCCUCUGAAAUAAAUGUACUUAUCUAGCAUGUAGUAAACCGCGUAGGCUUAGCUGCCCAUCCUGCAUCCUCCCAGCGUACAGUUAAAGCCACAGCCUAUAUAGCAUUAUGCUCAACGUACAGAUAAUGCCACAGUAGUUCAAAAUGUAUUUGGAUAGUCCCAAAGCUUUUAUGCAAUAAGGGUGUCUUACUUUUGUUGGAAGGCAGUGUCUUUUGAUAACAGUUAUCUAGCCCUGGAAGUGACACAGAACUAUUGCUAAUCAUAUGUAAACACUUUUCAGUAUAAGCUUCAGUGGUACAGUUGAACCAGAGUGAAUGUUUAUCUCCUCAGAAACACUCCUGCAAUAUUGUUAUAUUGGAUCAUGCUGCUAAUGUAACUUGGGAUACAACUCCUCUCAUGGUGCUACAAACCUCCCUGUCUCAUUCAGAUGUAUUUUUACCCAUAGAAAAAAGGACUAUACUAGACCUAUAGUUGUAUGAUAUAUUUUUAUACUGUGACUUAAUUUGUCAUUAAUGAACUUUGUGCAACACCACAAUGUAUUCAUAUGCACUUGCAAAAGUAAAAUUUUGGACAUGCAAAUUUAAACGCUGACAAGCCCAGCUCUUGUUCACAAACACAGGUGACUGCUAGUUAAACUCAAAUGUGGGCUUUUUAUAUGGUGUGGAGUGAAGAACAUACUAUAUAUUACUAAAAGCCUUUGAAUUUAGACAAUAACUGGGGGGAAGUAUAUUGGGGAAUGAUGACACACCCAAACCUGACUUGGAUUGCUGAAAUUAUAUUUUUAGCUAGUGGAAAAAUGGUUUGGACUUUAUGUUUUAAUGAGAAAAGUUUUGAGUCAAAAAUAGAGAAAGAAAAAAAAAAGAACACAGAAAACCCUGCAUUCCAGACUGAAUUUGUAUAUUUUUCUUGCAUUUAAAAUUUGCUAUCCUGUGAUAUGGGAAAUUGAGUUGCUUAUCAUGUAUAUGUACUUUAAAAUGUAUUCACAAACUACUGUUGUAUUUGUAUAAAAUAUAGACAAAAAGAUUGCAUAUAUAUUUUUGUGUAUAAGCUCUGUAAAAUAGCAAUCACAUUAUGAAGCUGCAGCAGAACUUCAUUUUAAACAUUCACAUCCAAAGAAACAGACUAUUUAUUGUCCACAUACCCUGACUAUAAAAUAUACCUUGCUGCUAUUAAACAAUAGUGCUGCAGCUUCUUGUGGCCUACAGUGUUAUGUUUGCUGUACAAAAAUAUGUGAACUCCACAAAAUAUAUCAAUAAAAUUACAGAAUGGUUUUAGUUAAUGAAUAA
Pezoporus occidentalis (night parrot) is the source of this 9017-nucleotide messenger RNA. RefSeq names its product PLAG1 zinc finger (gene PLAG1). Gene Ontology annotation, molecular function: RNA polymerase II cis-regulatory region sequence-specific DNA binding; DNA-binding transcription factor activity, RNA polymerase II-specific. NCBI's taxonomy places the organism in Eukaryota, Metazoa, Chordata, Aves, Psittaciformes, Psittacidae. The transcript has 4 exons. Gene Ontology annotation, biological process: regulation of transcription by RNA polymerase II. Gene Ontology annotation, cellular component: nucleus. The record is from RefSeq and is a predicted model, not a curated record. Bases 2594 to 4099 code for a protein of 501 amino acids.